AUGAAAGAAGUGCAAAGCAGUGAAGCUCGGCGGAGACCAGGUAACGAUUACUUAGUCACGGCCAUCACCGACCAUCUGGACCCAGUCCAAGUGCACCUAGCAGUGCUGCUCCCUGCAGCCCUACUGGUCAUCCGCUCGGCCCACGUUACACCAGCAGGAGGGAAAACAGACCACAGGGCACGAGGGGGCCAGCAGCUGGUCGCGGCCAACUGGACCCCGUUGCGACCACGCGGGCGCUCGAAGCCCCUGCGUGCACAGCGUUACCACGUACACCGUCCUGCCUGCUUGUCGGGUCUGUCUAGGGCUGUACACAUAAGCGGCCACAGCCGCUGGGGUGAAGGCAAUCGCGAGGUGCUUCGCUCCGCUGCGGCGGCCCACGGGGGCUGCGCGGGCCUGCUGCUGCUCUGCGAGGCCCUUUCGCUGAGGGGCAAGCCGCCUAUCGCGCCGCGUAGCCCGCUUCUUUACGCACUGCAGUGGCAUGGCGUUGUCUUGCUGGCGUUACUGUCCAGUCAACGGGUCAAGCAUUUGCUGUCAUGGGAAACGUUUUCUCGCGCGCUCGUCGGCAUCGUCGGGGCCGCGCUGGCGCUUCAGAUCAUCGAGCCCGUGGUGGCCAGGCUCUGCUACUUUAGGACUAAGGAUUAUUCAACGACGUUGCAGACUUCAACACCUCUGGUCAAUCCGCUCCCAGUCUCAGCGAACGUAUACACAGCUGCUGACAAGGCAACAUCACAAAUGCCGACGCUGUCUGGUGCUGAUGCUGGAUUGCUGGUGGCAGCGUUUGGAGGAGGCCUGGUGGCUAUGCUUCUAGGGUCUUUGAUGCUGUAUCUUGAAGCUGCGCUGAGGUGGCUACUAAAUGCCGACCCAGACUGGCGGCCCGCCUGGGCAGUCGUCGGGCAGCACCAAGGCACAGCGAGCCGAGGUCCCAGCGAUGAUGGCACUCCCGGUCGCAGGCCGGCAUCGCCCGUUUGCAUGUACGGCCCCCGUACAUCCAGCGAAGAGCACGUAUCGACAGGACUGAGAUCGGGAUCGGCGCACUUGCUGCACCCACCAUCAUCACGGCGGGGCGCCCAGAGGGUGGUUCUGGCUCCCCCGGCGACACAGCCCCUGCGCGGCGGCCUGCAGCUUGGCGAUCUGACGCGGACGGCAUUGGCAGGCGGCCACCCCCCUACUCCUCUCAGAGCCUCGUGGGAUAGCGCCGGUGCUGCUGCUGCGGUGUCACAGGCGUCGGCGUCGUCUUCGUCGUCAUUGGGGGAUAACAGCAGCGUCUAUGGCGGCGUCGGCGCCGGCCGAGCCCAGGGGCGCCAUGCGGCCAGUGUUGAGGCGGCGGAUCUAAGCGGCGCGGCUGGGGCGGCGCAGGGCGGCAGCACCGCAGCGAGCUGCAGGCCUGGGGGCCCCCCAUCCGGAGACCCCGCCAUGACGACUCCGGGCGGGCAGCAGCCAGCGGAGCGGGGCGGCGAGGCAGCCCGACGACCCGUGGGUCGCUCCUCACCUGGCUCCAUCCCUGCUUCCUGCCGCGGAAGUGGCUUCAGCCCGGAGGCCGCCUCAAGUGGGCACUCCGGCAGACCCAUGGGAUUCGGCGGAGGCGCCUCCACCAGCGAGCCCUCCGCCCCCACGCCGUGGACCUCCUUCCUCGGCUGGGCGCCUUCCGGACUUGUGUCCCGCAGCUCGGGGCUGGGGCUGGGGCUGAGCCGCACAGAUCAACCGUGGGAGCGGGUCCACAUGCAGGAGGUGCAGCAGGAGCAGCAGCAGGAGCAGCAUGUAAGACAGCUGCGCGAUUCGCAGCAGGGCCAGGGGCGGCGGCAGGGGCAGCAGCCGACGGCGUUGAGCGCCCCAUCGUCGUACGCCGGACUAUGUACGGCAAUCUCGGAGGUGUCGAGUGGGAGCCGCGCGGUGCAGUCGGCGAGUGGCACCGCGGGAUCCAUGGCGGCGGCGGCGGCGGCGGCGGCGGCCGAGGCGGCCGGCGGCAGCAGCGCCCGCGAGGAGGGGAGCAAUAUGCCAGGGGCGGCUGCGCCGGCGGCAGUCGCGACGGCAGGCAAGGCCUUUACUGCGGCUGCUGCUGCGCCGGCGGUGUCGGCGAGGGACGUUCAGAGCCUCACGGGCGAUCGUAGUGGUAGUGGUAGUGCGGCCGAGCCAGCUGGUGUAGAACAGCCCGAGCAAUUCCUGCAGCCGGAGAGCUCCGUGUCGGAUGGCCGCAGGCAGUCCGCCCAGCUGGCUUGGGCUCGCGAGUCAGACGCACCGCCGCCGCCGCUGCAGCAGCAGCAGCCCCCGUGGGACGUCUCAGCCUGGACUUACAGCCCCGUACGGGCACCGCAGCCGUACCUGAAGCUCUUGCCAGCCCCGGAACAAGCGCCGCCGCCGCCGAUCUGCCUGUGGCUGGGCAAUCUAUACUGUACGGAUCACCCGUACGACAUAUAUCCGUCUCAAUCAAGCAGCAAAGUGCACUGUCACACUGUCACACGGCCACCUCUCAGCAUAUGCCUAACGCCUAAUCUCCCCCCCUGCUUGAUGCCCCAGUUGGCGACCCGCCCCGGUGCGCCGUAUGCGGCGCUGGAAGCCACCCUCCUGGCGGCGGCGCACCGGACUAUUGAGGAUGCGCUCAACAACACUACGGUCGUAGGCGAGGAGGGUGGCGGCGGCAGCAGCGGCAAUGCGCUGCUGCUUGGGGCAGCCGGCGGUGCAGCACGGCCACGGGCUCGCGCCCGCUGGCGGGGCUACACUGCCCAGAUGCAGUGCCUUCCGGGGUGCCUCGAGUUGAUACUCCGUGUGCAGUACGAGAGCGACAAGGAGUUUGGCGAGCGCGAGGUGGCCGCCAGGCUGGAGGCGCUGCACCUUGAGCUGCGGAGGCAGAUGGAUGGAGGCGGCAGGGCGGCAGCUGGAGCAGCGGGCGUCCCAGUGGUGCUGUACAUUGACCCGCCGGUGAUAUCCACAACACGGAGGUCCCCCGUUGGAUCGCCGUACCUGUUUCCAGUGGCCAACCCAACCAGUGGCGACGGAGCUUCCGCUUCCGAUGCCCUGGGCGAGGGCCGGCAGGGCGGCAGCUGGAUUGUGAGCCGGCGGAGUACCGCGGAGCGGAUUGUCCUGGACAGGAGGGGCAGCUUCGGAGGUGGUGGUGGUGGCAGCAGGUAUGGCAGCGCGAGCGAGGCGCUGCUGCUGUCUCCGUUCCCAUCGCCGCUGACCAUGUCGUUACGGCGCCCGCCGAGCGACGUGUCGGCGUCGGUGGGGACCAUGACGGCGGCCUCUGCGUCCUUUCGCGCCCCGCCGCUGUCGGCGGUGCUGCCCGAGCGCACCGCGUCAGCGGCAGCGUCGCUGCGCGGUGCCAGCCCCGUUCGCGCCGCAGCGCCGGCGUCGGCGGACGUGGCUGACGGUGUCGUACGCGGCCGCCGGCGUCGGGUUAACCGCGCAACUACAUGCGAUGCGCGAAUCUUUAAGGGUCGUUGCUGUACGGCCGCCGCCAGUGCUGUCAGUGAUGAGGGCGAAACCUUCAGCAGCUUUGCAGGGGCCGUCAAUGCCGGGGACGCAGGCGGUGGCGAUCAGUAUCAGCACGAGCACCGACAGACAGAUGCGACCACGUUUCUGCAGCAGCAGCAGCUCCAGCACCAGCAGCGGGAGAGGGCUGGAAGGACUCAGCAGGAGAGACAUGAACACCCGGAGCCGGAGCAGCAGCCGCAACUGCUGGACAAGCAGAACCCAGAAACGGCAGCGACCACAAUAUUCCGACGGCAUGCUGACAGCAGCAGCAACCGGAGGGACAUCGUCAGCGGGGUCGGGUCUGAUGGUGGUGUUGUGGCAUCGCCAUUCGUCCAGCCCCCCGCUGCGGCGGCUGACGACCUCGACGACGAUGACUUCGAUUCCGCAUUCGACCACACACGUUCAAGCCGUAGUGUGCUGCCACCUCCGCUGUCGCCAUCGGCUGGUGCUGCCGUACAUGGCGGCGGAGGGGAAGUAGGGGUCACGUGGUCCACGUCGCGUGCUGCUGCUGCUUUUGCUGCUGCUGCUUCUGCAACGCCAACUUCACCAGCACGUGACAUCCCACGACGGCCCCAGGAGCUGCCCCGGUCCCUGUCGCCACCGCCGCCACCAAGGGCCCUGCUGGACGCGCGGCAGCUGGCCUCACCCCGCCCAGUAGGGUCCAUAGGGCCCGGGGGGACACAGCAUCAACGCCAGCUGCGGCCGCCAUGGCACGAGUCACCUAGGGACAGCCUAGCUGCUGGUGCUGGUAUGCAGCCGACUGGUCCUGGCUGCGUGCGCCUCGAUAUCUUCCUGGACGAGGAUGCGCUGAAGGUGCAAGCCGGUGGCGGCGCCGAUAUCUCUGGGGACCCGCCAUCAUCAUUGGCGGCUCGUCAUAAUGCUGCUCCUCUUUCCUUCAACCAUGUCCCUUUCUCCUCCGUGGACGUUCGAGUGGUGGUGAAGCAGCACGGUGUGGUGGUGGCAGAGGUGGAGCGACUGAGCGUGGGGCGGAGCAGGGGGGCCAGUGUCAGCCUGGACCUCUCUGGCUUGGAAGAAGGCAGUGCGGCGCUUCUGGUGCUGCCAAUCAGGCAGGAGCCAGAACGGCAGCAGCAGCAGCAGCAGGGGAUGCGAAGUGGGGAGUCGUCGACCAGGGUGGCGGCGCACGAGGGCGGGCGUGAGGAGGGCAUUGCUGCGCUCCAGAGCCCCUGCGCCGCCCUGGUGUACAUCCCCAUUGUGGUGGCGCCGCCCGCGGUGGCGGAGGAGCUGUGCGGUCUCAUGCGCGGGAUGGCUGAUUCAGCCGCCGCCACCGGCCCUCGCCGCACUACCGACCCACGGGUCGCUCGUGCCCACGCAUUCACGCACCAUUUUUCAGUACUGGUGUCCGACAUGGUAUCCCUGCUGCUGGGCUGCGAGAGGCUGGUAGAGGAGGAAGAGGAUGUAGAGGAAGAGGCGGAGGUUGCCAGGUGCAGCGCGAUGCGCCGCAGUGACGACACAGGGGCGGCCCAAGAUGGCCGAAUCACCGAGCUGCAGCAGCUGGGUGUCGCCCUGGUGUCGUACCUGACCCAGAUAGGCCUUACGGCUACACUGCAUUACCUGCUUGAGGAGGUGCGGGAUGCUGGGGUGGAGGUUCGGAGUGGUGAUGUGGAGGGCGAGGAGGCGGUCCAGAGACUCCUGCAGGGAAAGCAGUUUUGGCAGCUGGAGAGACCUGCUGAGGAGAGGGAUGCUGAGGCGCGCGAGCUUACCAUUACACGCCCCGCCGAUGCAGCGGCGGCCCGUCCGGCAAAGCCAGGGACGAGCAGCAGGUCACAUGAGGAGGAGGAUGGCGGUGAAGCGCCUGCCGAAGCUUCAGAUGCGCAGCGUCCGGUUAUUCGCCGCGCAAAGCUACCGACAUGCAGCGCCACUGAAGCCAGGAUUACUAGCGGCGGCAGUGGCGUUGGAACGCAAGGCCGUGCGCGCAUCGUUGACGCGCCGGUAGUACCGCCGCUUGGUGCAGCUACAUGGCGAUCCGUGCUUCAAGGCUUUGACCCGCAGACCGAGGCGCGUUUCGAGGGCUAUCUGUACGAGCAGAAUGGCCCCAUCCGCGGUUCCGCAGCAGCAGCAGCAGCAGCUACUGCUGUUGCGGCUGCAGUCGCGUUCGGCCUGCGGGUACCCCAGUCCGGGGUUUCUGCGGUGGUGCAGGCGCUGUGGGCUUGGCUGAGCUUAUCGCGGUUUCGGUGGGACGGCGUUAACGGCGGCGUCGGCGCUAUCUUGGGCGGCGUCGGCGCUGGGAUCGGUGCAGACCGUGGCCGUGACAGUGACGGCUCCAGCGGCGGCAGUGGCGGCGUGGGGGGGCUGCGGCGUCCAGCGUGGGGUGUACAUCUUGCGGUGCGGGUGCUGGGCUGGGCUGUGGCGCUGCCCGCACUUCUGUUGGGCCUCGUGACCUGGAUUCGGCAGGCGCACACCCCCAUCCAGCUGUGGAGGCGGGACGUGCUCGUCCGCUUUAUCAACGUCGCUAUCCUGGCGCUGCUCUAUGUGUACGGGCGGUGUACGGCAGACACAUCAGGGGACACGGCUGCGCCGCUAUUAAAGCUGCUGGCCACAUUGCUGGUCCUGGUGCAACCAGUGUCGUACAGCGGCCGCCUCCGGUCGUACCGUAUCUGCUGGGCGCUGGACGCGGUCCUGCUGUGGAUGCUGUUUGGUUCCCCGGACAGCGGGUUCACCGCCAGCAACACCCGCGACAUGUGGUCUAUGCUGCAGGUUGCCAUCACUGUGGGGUUGAUUCUGGCUGCAUCGAUGGCGCUCGCUGCAGCAAUGGAUUUGAGCCAGCGGCGGCGCUUCGUGCGCGCAGUCCAGCCGCCCGGGGGACAGUGCGCCUGGAGAGGCUAA
Messenger RNA from Volvox carteri f. nagariensis, 6312 nucleotides. RefSeq lists its product as uncharacterized. The record is from RefSeq and is a predicted model, not a curated record. Bases 1 to 6312 code for a protein of 2103 amino acids. Lineage: Eukaryota; Viridiplantae; Chlorophyta; Chlorophyceae; Chlamydomonadales; Volvocaceae. The transcript is spliced from 17 exons.